UCAAUUAACCAGUUAAGUUAACGCAACCUAUUCCCAUUUUCCUCUCGUCCGCCGCUCCUCCUCCGCCGCCGCCGCCGCUAUCGCCGCCGGCUCGGAUUACUCCAGGCAUGCAGCUUUCGAUCGUUCACCGUUCACUCAGCCGCUCCUUUCCGCCUCAGUCGCGCCUCUGUACCUCCCCGAUUCAUCAUCUCUCGCAGAGUGUUAACUUCUCUGUACAACCUCAGCAGCGCAAAGUGCAACGCGUCGCAAUGGAAUCCACAAUCCCUCGCGCCUUGGACGACAACGGUUCUCCUUCGAUAGUAUCAGCUAACGUUACUGUAGGCGGAAGAAUUGGCGAGGUAAAGAGGGUUACGAAGGAGACGAAUGUGAGUGUGAGGAUUAAUCUGGAUGGCGACGGCGUUGCCGAGAAUAAUACUGGCAUUCCUUUUCUGGAUCACAUGCUUGAUCAACUUGCUUCACAUGGAUUAUUCGAUGUCCAUGCUAAGGCUACUGGAGAUAUUCAUAUCGACGAUCAUCACACUAAUGAAGAUGUUGCCUUAGCAAUUGGAACAGCAAUGCUGCAAGCACUCGGCGAUAGGAAAGGAAUCAACCGGUUUGGAGAUUUCUCAGCUCCACUUGAUGAAGCACUUGUUCAUGUUGCACUGGAUUUAUCCGGGAGGCCGCAUUUGAGUUGUGAUUUGCAGAUACCCACACAAAGAGUUGGAACUUACGAUACCCAGCUGGUGGAGCACUUCUUUCAGUCUCUAGUCAAUACCUCUGGGAUGACACUACAUAUUCGACAGCUCUCGGGAAAAAACUCUCACCACAUCAUCGAGGCAACCUUCAAGGCGUUCGCAAGAGCUCUUCGCCAAGCUACAGAGUAUGAUCCCCGGCGCCGUGGAAGCGUGCCUAGCUCGAAAGGCGUACUUUCUCGAGCUUAAUUCGCUGCCGGAACCUUUGCUUAGUGUGACUUCUGGUGAGUUUUCUGUUGUAUUAUUAUACCUCAAUUGUUCUGGCUUUUUUUUUUUUUUUUUUUUUACAGCUUUUGAGCUAUUUUUACUUUCUUAAACCUGAAAUGUUAGAAUGGUCACAAAAUUGGUGAUGAAAAAUGUAUGAUUUUUGGUUAAUAUGAUUUUAUGAAAAAUAGUGGUGUAAUGAUUUGA
Molecule: messenger RNA, 1142 nt
Organism: Andrographis paniculata
Lineage: Eukaryota; Viridiplantae; Streptophyta; Magnoliopsida; Lamiales; Acanthaceae
Product: imidazoleglycerol-phosphate dehydratase, chloroplastic-like
Exons: 8
Coding region: 108-920 (270 amino acids)
Biological process (GO): L-histidine biosynthetic process
Molecular function (GO): imidazoleglycerol-phosphate dehydratase activity
Source: RefSeq, a predicted model, not a curated record